AUUUUAAAUUAUCAAAUUUACACACGAGUAAAUAUUCCCUCCCAUUGAGCCACGCGUUUUCGGCCUUCACACGAAUGAAUGCUUGACUGCAAAAUAAUAGAAUAUAGUUGUUCUGACAACUCAAACGACGUCGCUCACCUUCCUUAAUCUAAUUACAGUGUACUAUGUAUCUGUCUCAAACAGACAACUGUAAAGUGCCUUCCCUUCACUCAACAGAGCUAUAAUCAGCUAUGCCUUCUCUCCACACAGUAAGAAUUGCUGCUGCCAUCACCAUCACCAUCAUCGUCCUCAUCAUCAGGGUAUCAACGGCCAGGGAGCUACGCCCUUCUGAUCAUGGUCUGGAGUACCAGAGCCAGCCGCCGACUGGGCUCAAGUCACCGGGGAUGAUGUCCUUCUUCGCACCAACAUCGAAUUCCUCCUCUUCGACGCCGCCUAAGAUGGCGCUGCCGAAGGCUAUAAAUUCCAAUGAGACGUCGUGGUGGGUGGGAGCAGGCCGCAAUCGGUGGGGGAGUGAUCACGUGAGGCAUGUGCUGGUGUUGGGGAGCUUGAUUUGUGGCGUCACAGCAGAAGCUUUGUAGCCUCGUUGAAUUUGGGAAUGACCGGUUUUUAAUUUCUUAGAGAGAAUUCCUGA
This is a messenger RNA of Durio zibethinus, 631 nucleotides long. The record is from RefSeq and is a predicted model, not a curated record. NCBI's taxonomy places the organism in Eukaryota, Viridiplantae, Streptophyta, Magnoliopsida, Malvales, Malvaceae.